AUGUCGUUGGCUCAACGCCGAACAGCGCCGGAGGGCAUCGACACCGUGCCAGAGUACGAUGUCCACGAGAAUGGCAACCGCCAAAUCUACGGGGACAACAUCCACGACGAUGACCGGAGAGGUGGCGAUAGCACCCAAGACACGGCCGUACAGUUUACCAAAAACGACGAGAUCUGGCGUACCAUCAGCUACGACCCAUUCGCGCCAAAGCCGCUUCAGCACUAUGAAUCAUUCCCGCCUGAGGUGACGGAGAAUAAAGCGGCGUACGAGGUAUCCACUACCAAGAGGGCAGCCCAAGUCGCCUUGGCCGUGCUCUGCUGCGUCCUAGCAUCAGGGACAGUGUGCGGGUUCGCAGCACUCAAACCGAUUCUCAUCGCCGAGGGGGUUUACCGCUCCCUCUGCCCGGCGGAUUGGUCACCCUCGGACGGGGACGAAGGCCAGCUGCCCUGUCCAGAGCAGGACAUGCGCCUGAAUUUGAUGUUCAUCCUCGCCUCGAUCACGCUGAACAUUAGCAACAUGCUGGGCGGCUGGGUCCUAGACAAUCACGGGCGGCGCAUGUGUUACGUCCUCGCGGCGGUGAUCCUCUUCCUCGGCAGCGGUUGCAUGGCCCUGGCCUUUCAACUGGGCGAGAGACUCGGCCACUUCGACGGGUACAUCGUGGGCAACCUCCUCCUCGGGCUGGGCGGGACGUUCCUCUUCGUCAGCUCGUACCAACUGUCCCACGCCUUCCCAAGACAUUCCGGGCUCAUCGUGGCUCUGGUAACAGGCGCCUUCGAUGCAAGCGCAGCAGUCUACCUCUUCUACCGACUCGCCUACGAGGCCACAGACCACGUAAUCAAGCCGGCCUACUUCUUCGCCGCCUUCGCCGUCCUCAUCCCCAUCCUGAUCCUCACGGGCGAGUUCACCAUAAUGCCGGCCACGAGCUACGUCACCCGCGGCGAGUACCAGGUCGCAAUCCACCGCGCGCAGGACGAGACCCGCGACGUCCACGACAGCGACGACGAGAUGUAUGCAGAUCAGCCCCGCGAGCUCCUGCGGGCGCGGGACCGCCGCGCCGCCCGCCGCGGGGCCCAGCUCGAGGCCAUCGAGACGGUCGCGGGCAACGAGGAGGAGAGGGCGGCGGACCGGGCCGCCGCGCGCGGCCGCCAGGAGGCGUCGGGCGUGCAGGGCGCAGAGGUGCGCGACCUGCCGUUCGCGCGCCAGGUCACGACGCCGUGGUUCUGGCUGGUCCUGCUGCUUACGGUCCUGCAGAUGAUGCGGAUGAACUACUUCAUCGCGACCGUCCGCGCGCAGUACCGGUAUAUGCUUGGCGGAGAGGACCUCGCUGGCCGGGUGAACUCUUUCUUUGAUGUUGCGUUGCCUGUUGCGGGUGUCAUUACCACCCCCUUCAUCGGGAUUCUCCUCAAUGAGGUGCCUGUGUGGGGGACUCAGGGCGUGUUGACGGUUCUUAUCGUGGUGCUGGGGAUGCUUAAUGUGAUCCCGGCUCUGUGGGCGGGCUAUGCCACCGUCGUUGCGUUUGUGAUAUUCCGACCUCUCUACUACUCGGCAGUCUCGGACUACACAACCAAAGUCUUCGGCUUCGCAACCUUUGGUCGAAUCUACGGCAGCAUCACUGCCGUCUCAGGCCUGGGCCAGUUCAUCCAGCCCGCGCUGGACGCGCUCACCCACGGGCCCCUGCACGACAACCCGGUGCCCAUCAACCUCGUCUUCGCGCUGGCCGGGAGCGUGAUCAGCGCGGCCCUGACGGUCUUUGUGUACAUCAAGACGAGGGAAACCGGCAGCGGAUUGUUCGGCGGCAGCAAGGAUUUGAGGUAUGGGGAAGACCUGGCGGACGGGGAGCGUCGGGCUCUGUUGCAUGAUGGUGGCCGCGUGGAGGCAUAUGGUUCUGCCCUGAGGGAGCAGUCGCGUUGA
Molecule: messenger RNA, 1911 nt
Organism: Diaporthe citri
Lineage: Eukaryota; Fungi; Ascomycota; Sordariomycetes; Diaporthales; Diaporthaceae
Exons: 3
Coding region: 1-1911 (636 amino acids)
Biological process (GO): transmembrane transport
Cellular component (GO): fungal-type vacuole membrane
Molecular function (GO): transmembrane transporter activity
Source: RefSeq, a predicted model, not a curated record